AAAGCCUGCGGGAUUUCCGCUAGUCCUGGCGCGAACUACACGUCCCAGGAAGCCCUGGCGCCCGGACGCGUAUCCACCCCGCCAUCCACUUGGAGAAGGCUUUACUCAGCCCGGGCCGACGCGCGGGCCAAUCCCCUCGCCCUGCACCUUGGGCUGGAAGCUGAGGCGGAUUCGCCCCCCAAUGAUGCUCCAGUUACAGAAGCAGCGUAAGUUUGUCAUUGUCCAGAGGAAGAGGAGCAACGUGGUUCUUGACCAUUUCAGCAGAACUGCUGGCAUCCUUCAGCUGGACCAGCCAGAGCUCCGGUUGUGAUUUUCCUGGGGAGACCCACGCUCCAGUCCAGCCCAGCAAAGGACCCCUCUUGGAGCCGCGUCUGCAGCUGCGAUCGGCCGACGUGCCUCUGCCCAAGCCGCGGCUGGCUCCGUCCACCUCUUACCCUUCAUUUAUCCGUGGAUCAUUUUGAAUCCAUCUUGUAAAUGUUUAGCAUUUUGCUGCUUUACUGCUUCUUUCUGGGGACAGUUCCAGCCUUGGCCGAGACCGGCGGAGAGGGGCUACUGAGCCCGGAGAGAAGCGAAAUAUGGGGACCGGGGCUGAAAGCAGCGGUCGUCCUUCCCGCGCGCUAUUUCUAUAUUCAGGCGGUGGACACAUCAGGAAAUAAAUUCACAUCUUCUCCGGGUGAAAAGGUGUUCCAGAUUAAAAUCUCAGCACCAGAUGAGCAAUUCACUAGAGUUGGAGUCCAGGUUUUAGACCGAAAAGAUGGGUCCUUCAUAGUAAGAUACAGGAUGUAUGCAAGCUACAAAAAUCUGAAGAUAGAAGUUAAAUUCCAAGGCCAACAUGUAGCCAAAUCUCCAUAUAUUUUGAAAGGGCCGGUUUACCAUGAGAAUUGUGACUGUCCUUUGGAAGACAGUGCAGCCUGGCUUCGGGAGAUGAACUGCCCGGAAACCAUUACUCAGAUUCAGAGAGAUCUGGCACAUUUCCCUACCGUUGAUCCAGAAAAGAUUGCAGCAGAAAUCCCGAAAAGAUUUGGACAAAGACAGAGCUUAUGUCAUUAUACCUUGAAGGAUAACAAGGUUUAUAUCAAGACUCAUGGUGAACAUGUAGGUUUUAGAAUUUUCAUGGAUGCCAUACUACUUUCUUUGACUAGAAAAGUGAAGAUGCCAGAUGUGGAGUUUUUUGUUAACUUAGGAGACUGGCCUUUGGAAAAAAAGAAAUCCAGUUCACACAUCCAUCCCAUCUUUUCUUGGUGUGGCUCCACGGAUUCCAAGGAUAUCGUGAUGCCUACCUAUGACCUGACUGACUCCGUUCUAGAAACCAUGGGCCGAGUGAGUCUGGAUAUGAUGUCUGUGCAAGCUAACACGGGGCCUCCCUGGGAAAGCAAAAACUCCACAGCUGUCUGGAGAGGGCGAGACAGCCGAAAGGAGAGACUCGAGCUGGUGAAACUGAGCAGAAAACACCCGGAACUUAUAGAUGCUGCUUUCACCAACUUUUUCUUCUUUAAACACGACGAAAGCCUGUAUGGGCCCCUUGUGAAGCACAUUUCAUUCUUUGAUUUCUUCAAGCAUAAGUAUCAGAUAAAUGUAGACGGCACUGUCGCUGCGUACCGCCUGCCAUAUCUGCUGGUGGGCGACAGUGUCGUCCUGAAGCAGGACUCCAUCUACUAUGAACACUUUUAUAACGAGCUGCAGCCCUGGAAACACUACAUUCCAGUUAAAAGCAACCUGAGCGACCUCCUAGAAAAACUUCAAUGGGCAAAAGAUCACGAUGAGGAGGCAAAGAAGAUAGCAAAAACAGGACAAGAAUUUGCAAGAAAUAAUCUCAUGGGUGAUGAUAUAUUCUGCUAUUAUUUUAAACUUUUCCAGGAAUAUGCCAGUUUACAAGUGAGUGAGCCCCAAAUCCGAGAGGGCAUGAAGAGAGUGGAACCACAGACUGAAGAUGACCUCUUUCCUUGCACGUGCCACAGGAAGAAGGUAACCAGAGCUGACCUUCUGACCCACGUCAGAACCAAAGAUGAACUCUAAUGUGCAAAAUACCUUCCUUUCAAAUAAUGGUGCUCUGAAGACUCUUCUUAACUGAAAAGAAGAAGAAUGUCUUUUAAAUAUUAAUUCCAUGGACAAUGUAAAAUCUGCUAUGUGAUUGCUUGGAUUAUGAAGAUAUGUUCCUUCUUAUUAUGCAGUAUUCCCGUGACUGUCCUUUGAAGCACGUUUUUAGAAUUUUAUAAUAAAAUCACUUUUAUUUUAAAA
This is a messenger RNA of Camelus dromedarius (Arabian camel), 2238 nucleotides long. RefSeq names its product protein O-glucosyltransferase 2 (gene POGLUT2). The transcript has 10 exons. Gene Ontology annotation, cellular component: endomembrane system. NCBI's taxonomy places the organism in Eukaryota, Metazoa, Chordata, Mammalia, Artiodactyla, Camelidae. Bases 475 to 2016 code for a protein of 513 amino acids. The record is from RefSeq and is a predicted model, not a curated record. Gene Ontology annotation, molecular function: glucosyltransferase activity; protein binding.